Gongylonema pulchrum is the source of this 402-nucleotide messenger RNA. The record is from the annotation of a GenBank genome assembly. Lineage: Eukaryota; Metazoa; Nematoda; Chromadorea; Rhabditida; Gongylonematidae.
AUGGUUAUCAAGGAUUUGGAAUAUGACACGGUGAUGGAGAUGCUCAAUUUCAUUUAUUGCGGACGAUGUUUGAGGGAUGUUAAUGAAUUUGCGUUUGCCUCCGAUCUGUUAAUUGCAGCUGACAAAUAUCGCCUGGAAGAACUGAAAAGCCAUUGUGAAAAAGCUCUGAUUCAAGCGCUAACAUUUGAGAAUGUCUGUGAUCUGCUCAUUAUCUCGGAUAUCUACAGUGCGCCACGUCUGAGACAUCGAGCCGUCGAAUUUAUCAUUCAGCAUCCACGUAAUAUCACAUCAACGCCGGGCUGGGAGAAUGUUGUCAAGGAGCAUCACGAUCUCGUCACCGAUAUCGUUCGUCACUUUGACAAAUCCUCAUCAUCAACAAACGAUCGUAACAGUAAUCCGUAG